GCGCUUGUGGAACAUGAUAUCAUAACGGUGGAUGAACCCGAAUGCAGAGCCUGGUAUAUAAAGAAAAUUUUAUUGCGCAUAAUCCACAUUUGCUCGGCUAUAAGCCUAGAGCACAGUCAAAUUGGCGAAGAUAAUACAAAAUUAUUUUUUCAUAUGGCGGCCAUCGAAAAGCCUAAUGUAGAUAAAACGCCUUCCAUUAUGACAUCCAGCAUAACGGGCAUGGGUCUUGGAGGAAUAACAGGGUUAGCCACAGCUCUGAAUACUCUUACUUGUAACUGUGAACAGCAACUCUCGAUUGCUGGCAUGGCGGUUAAUUAUGUACCUGGAUUGUCAUCCAACUACAACAUUUCCAGUUUCUGCCACCGUCCCGGUCAAACUCGUCGUUGGCCAAUGCAGCGAGCUGGACCGACCGCUCAGUGUAAAGUUGGACGAUCUCAUAGCGCUGGCGCCCUACACAGGCUAAAACAUUCAUCGAGGAAUAGUCCCAAUACACAGUACGCGCAUAAUUUGAUAUGCAAGCUAGUUGACCAGAACGAGCGUAGAAGACGAUUGGAUAGCAUGGAGCUGAUCCCACAAUGUUUCUUUUCACAAGACCCGCUAAAAGUGGAACUGACGGAAUUUUAUUCUAAAGAAAACUCCAAAGAUCAUCAUACUGAACAAUAUGACUUGGUGCACGAUAAAAUUUUUCCAAGUCCCGUAUUACGUAGAGGGCAAAAGUUCCUGUUUGCAGUCCGAUUUGACAGGAUAGCUGAUAAACAGCUAGAUAUAAUUUAUAUUGUUUUUUGUAAUGGUCCUAAGCCAAGUAUCACCAAAGGAACUCGAGUUGUCUUACCUGUGGACUGGAAUACACAUCAAGGUGUGUUUCAACAUCCUCGUGACGUAAUAGGAUCAGGAAUUGGGAUGAGUGUAGGUUUACCACGAACGCAAGAUGCUAGUACAAUAACAACAUCUGCAUCUGUUGGUCCAGUCAACAGUGUUCGAGAAAAUUCAAAUUUUGGCGUCCGUCGUAGUUCCAUUGGUAGUGAACAAAUGCCUGUGCCAUCAAGUCCGCUGAGUCCCCAACCGAAUGAUAAGACACCUACUGAACGAUGUUGUAAUAAUCAGCAAACAGCUCAACCACAAAUUAUACCACAAUCUGCAGCUAAACCUGUAAUAUUAUCUCCUGUGAGCGAUGGGGAAAAGUGGAGCUUAGGAAUACAUCGACUUGAUGGAAAUACAAUAACGUUUGAAGUUUAUAUCCCAGCAACUGCUCCUAUAGGUCUAUGGAAUUGUUGGGUACAGACCAAUCGCCAAGGACAGCGUGAAAAUAGAAACGAUUUUAAGUGUGACGAAGAUAUUUACAUAAUAUUUAACCCUUGGUGUCGUGAUGAUACUGUUUAUAUGGAAAACGAGGACUCAAAAAAGGAGUACAUUUUGAAUGAUCAAGGGAAAGUUUGGUGUGGUACAUGGCACCAACCAAUUGGCCGUAAAUGGAUAUUUGGACAGUUUGAUGAUGUUGUACUACCAGCAUGUGUCUAUUUAUUGGAACGUAGUGGCUUAGAGCAUUCGGAGAGAGGAAGUCCUAUUAAAAUUUGCAGAGCAUUAUCUGCAAUGGUAAAUGCAACAACUGACGAAGAUGGUCUCAUGGUGGGACGGUAUGACAAUGAAUAUAAAGAUGGUGUAGCACCUCAUGCUUGGACGGGCUCAGUAGCUAUUCUUGAACGGUAUUUAACAGAUGGAGGCCGCCCCGUUGAAUACGGCCAAUGCUGGGUGUUUUCAGGGUUGAUAGUUACUCUAUGUAGAGCAUUAGGUAUUCCAUGUCGUUCAGUGACAAAUUAUGUGUCUGCGCAUGACACGAAUCGUACAUUUACAGUUGACAAAUUUUUUGAUAAAGAAGGUGUUGAAGUACCGAAUGGUCCUGAUGAAGACUGCUAUGAUUCUUGUUGGCACUUUCACGCUUGGAAUGACGUAUGGAUGCAAAGACUUGAUUUGCCACAAGGUUUUGGUGGAUGGCAGAUAAUUGACUCGACACCACAAGAAGAAACUGAUGCAAUAUAUCGUUGUGGACCAGCUAGCCUAGAGGCUGUUCGUCGAGGAGAGAUUGGCUUUCAGUAUGAUACCGCUUUUGUGUUUUCUGAACUUCAUGCUGAAAUAUCACAUUUCCAAGAAGUAGAUAGCUCGGCCUGGGGUUUUAUUAAAAUGACUUCAAAUCAGAACCAAGUUGGUCGCAAGGUUGUUACAAAAAAUCCUACCUUGGAUGAUGACGAAGGUGACACCGAUCUUCUCGAUAUAACGCAAGAUUAUAAGCCUGCAGACGGAAAUGCGGUUGAUCGGCUUUCGGUGAUUGCUGCUAGUCGUGGUUUCCAGAGACUUCAGCAGUACUAUGACAACCCUAAUCGUAGCCAGGAAGAUGUGACUUUUGAUCUGAUGGAUAUAGAAAUUGUACCAUAUGGACAACCAUUUGACUGUAUUAUGAAUAUACAGAAUAAAUCCACAGAAGAUCGAACAAUAUUAUGCGUUUUGACUGCAUCGUCUUGUUAUUAUACUGGAGCAGUAGCUUCCCGGCUGCGAAGAGCCCAAGGAGAAUUGAUCAUAAGAGCUGGACAACGAGAACUAUUAAAGCUACAUGUCUCGCCUCAGGAGUAUAUGGAUAAACUAGUCGACCAUGCGAUGGUUAAGGUUCACGCAAUGGCUUACGUAAAACAGACUAGCCAAGCAUGGUCCGAUGAAGAGGCGUUUCCAUUGCGUAAACCGAAGAUGCAAAUUCAGGCCAGAGUCCAGCCUUCUGUUGGCCAGGAGUGUACAUUGCUGUUUACUUUCCAAAAUCCACUGACCGUACAUCUGACUGAUUGCUACUUCUCCUUUGAGGGUCCUGGAAUUCAAAGGCCUCGCCAGGCACGGUUCCGUGAUAUCAAGCCUGGCGAGCUGGUCACGUACCAGGAUAAGGUAAUUCCCCGCCGUCAAGGGGAUAUUCACGUUGUUGCGACAUUCUCGUCCCGCCAAAUCGACGAUAUAUUCGGGAACGCGGUGAUCAAAGUAAAAGGCUAACAGGAAGCAGGGUCCGAGUCCCCUCCGCUGGUGUCUCCGGUAGAAGAGAGCUCGGGCCCGACUACUCGCACGGUGCACAUCGAUAUUGACUGUUCCUUUGUAUCGUAUUACAUACCAGAAUCACAGCUAUAUGUCAAAGAAGAGGAAGUUUCUGUCGUUAAAAGCACAGAGCCAUAGUUACAAUUGAGUUUAUUUAGCGAACAUAAUCGAACCGGCACACUAAAGGAUAUUAAAAUAUUGCACUAUGGUUGUGGGUAGUUUAAGAAUAUAUUUAUCAGUUGCUUUGCUAAGAGAAAUACUGUUUUGGGUGUGAAUUUUUUGUCAAUAAUUUAUUUUGGUAAUUAUAUACUAAGUUAAGCUAAUAUUAUUUAACCAUCUGUUUGUUGUUGGUGAUUUUUGUACAAUUGAAUGUACCUUUUUAAAUUUUCUUUGAUAUUUGUUUUAAAUUGUUAUUUUUGUACCUAUGCACAGUGUGUU
Messenger RNA from Leptidea sinapis, 3504 nucleotides. Its product is annotated as hemocyte protein-glutamine gamma-glutamyltransferase-like. The record is from RefSeq and is a predicted model, not a curated record. Gene Ontology annotation, molecular function: protein-glutamine gamma-glutamyltransferase activity. NCBI's taxonomy places the organism in Eukaryota, Metazoa, Arthropoda, Insecta, Lepidoptera, Pieridae. Bases 154 to 3027 code for a protein of 957 amino acids. Gene Ontology annotation, biological process: peptide cross-linking. The transcript has 9 exons.